AUGCACGCCAACUGGAUUACUUGGGCAGCUAGUACGGUGGUCUACGAUGCAGGGGACACCAUAAGCUUUGUGUUUGCUUUAUCCUCUUUGCUCCCUUCUAUUAUUGUCAUAUUCAUUGCGGGGCUCGCAAGUUCCUCGACUUCUCAUCAAAGAGAUGCCGCGCUGCUGCUACUCGUUGGGUUGUGCCAGAACACGGCACUGAACACUUUCCUGAAGGCUUUCAUUAAGGGCCCGCGGCCGAUAAGUAGCAUGUACAUAAUGGUACCAAUGAGCUCGUCGAGUAAUUAUGGCAUGCCGAGCAAUCACUCACAGUUUAUGUUUUUCUUCAUUACAUGGCUGUUGCGCAAAGCGAGCGCGAACCAUAUACCCGUUUCAUGGGGCAUGUGGCUAUUCUUCCUAGUAUCAGCUACAGUUGUUGCAUGUGGCCGUGUGUACAACUCUUAUCAUUCCACUGAUCAGGUGAUUGUAGGAGCUGCUGUUGGCGUGAUAAAUGCAUACGCUUCCACCACGCCUACACUGGAAAGAGUGUUGCGCUGGCUGAUGUUUAGAUUGUCACCUGUGAGGAACUUCUUCACAUCGUGGGUGACGUAUGUCCGAUUAUGA
Molecule: messenger RNA, 603 nt
Organism: Trypanosoma brucei brucei TREU927
Lineage: Eukaryota; Euglenozoa; Kinetoplastea; Trypanosomatida; Trypanosomatidae
Product: phosphatidic acid phosphatase, putative
Exons: 1
Coding region: 1-603 (200 amino acids)
Molecular function (GO): sphingosine-1-phosphate phosphatase activity
Source: RefSeq, a predicted model, not a curated record